AUGGCUUCUAUCGCGUCGCUCAGGCGUCUGCCUCGGCUGGCGACAGUGCCGCUCGUCGUCACCGUCGUCGCAAUCGCCGCCGCGGCGUUCCUUCCCACCGGCGACGCAAUCCGCAUGGCCGCGUCGUCCGAUCCGAUCAUCCUCAAGUCGCAGCUGGACGUUCUCCGUCAGCUCGGCGCGCAGUCGGGCAAGGACUUCGUGUUCAAGUCGUGGACGGCGAGCGGCGCGCCCCUCAAGUGCUCCAAGUACCAAGGAGUGACGUGCGACGCCGAGGGAAAGAUCGUCACACUCAACGCCACGUCGGCCAAUCUCGUGGGACCCAUCGACGCGCUCUCCGCGCUCGACCAGCUGCAACGCCUCGAUCUGAGUUCCAACGGCGAUGUUGAGGCGCUGCCGCAGUCGUUCACCAAGCUCAAGAAGCUCAUCCACCUCGAUGUGUACAACUGUUGGAUCAAGGGCCGCAUUCCGGCCUUCCUCGGCCAGCUCACUGCCCUCACAUACCUGAGCAUUGGUGGUAACCCGCUAGACGGUGCCGUGCCUGCCAGCUUCGGCAACCUGGUCAACCUCGUCUCCCUCAACAUCGCUGGGACAGGGGAGGACGGCGUGGGAGGGGCCUUGCCCUCUAGCUUUGCCAACCUGAAGAAACUCAAAGAGCUCUAUCUGCGCAACAACCGCUUCAGCGGGCCGCUACCGGACUUCCUUGGCUCUUUCACCAACCUGGAGCGCCUCAUGGUGAGCAAGAACUACUGGGAGGGCGCCAUUCCCAAGAGCCUGUCGCAACUCAAGAAGCUCAAGUUCCUUGGGCUGAUGGAGACCGCACUGGAGGGCGAGGUUCCAACGUUCCUGGGCACACUUGGCGAGCUCACAUACCUCUCCCUGUCCAGCACGCGCCUGUACGGGGAGGUGCCUAAGGCGCUCAACAGGCUGGCAAAGCUCAAAGAGCUGUACCUGGAUAACGGAUGGUACUACGGCCCCCUGCCUGACCUGAGCGGCCUCAAGCAACUCACCCUCAUGUACGUCCUCUCUUUCACCCACCUGCUCGCCUGCCUACCGACUUAUUCCUUCCCUCCCUGCUCUCUCGUUCCCUAUCGCCUCUCUGCAUCCCGCCUCUCUGCAUCCCGCCUCUCUGCAUCCCGCCUCUCUGCAUCCCGCCUCUGUGCAUCCCGCCUCUCUGCAUCCCACCUCUCUGCAUCCCGCCUCUCUGCAUCCCGCCUCUCUGCAUCCCACCUCUCUGCAUCCCGCCUCUCUGCAUCCCGCCUCUCUGCAUCCCGCCUCUCUGCAUCCCGCCUCUGUGCAUCCCGCCUCUCUGCAUCCCGCCUCUCUGCAUCCCGCCUCUGUGCAUCCCGCCUCUCUGCAUCCCGCCUCUCUGCAUCCCGCCUCUGUGCAUCCCAUCUCUCUGCCUUCUCUCAUCUUCCUCCACACCCUUUGCUUUCCAACACUCCUCACUCUCCGACCUCCACUCCCCACCCCUUCCAGUGA
This is a messenger RNA of Closterium sp. Yama58-4, 1479 nucleotides long. The record is from the annotation of a GenBank genome assembly. NCBI's taxonomy places the organism in Eukaryota, Viridiplantae, Streptophyta, Zygnematophyceae, Desmidiales, Closteriaceae.